This is a messenger RNA of Caretta caretta (loggerhead turtle), 3161 nucleotides long. RefSeq names its product RD3 regulator of GUCY2D (gene RD3). NCBI's taxonomy places the organism in Eukaryota, Metazoa, Chordata, Testudines, Cheloniidae. The record is from RefSeq and is a predicted model, not a curated record. Gene Ontology annotation, biological process: retina development in camera-type eye.
GGGGAAGCUGGAGCGCUUCUAAAAGGCGGCCCGUCCCCGGCAGGCAGCACAACCCAGUGGAGCGGUGGGAGCUGGCCCCAGAGGCCGGGCUGGUCUCCAGGUGUCCGGACUGGGUGCUGCCGCGUGUUCCGCGCACGGGAGCUCGGUUCGGGCGCUGGACGGAGCCUGCGGGGCUUUUCCUUUGCCCGGAGCGCGGGGACCCGGUCUGCUCUGGUUGGAGGUAAAAAAACUGGGGAAGCAUGUCGCUGGCUUCCUGGUUCAGAUGGAAUGAGCCACCGAGCCGGAUUCCCCAAAGGAACCCCACAGAGAUGGUGGUGGAAACACUAAUGAUGGAACUAGGCUGGCAGAUCAAGCAGGCAGAGAAACAGCAACUAGAGAGAGAGAAUGAGUAUCGCAAGAUAAAGACGGGCGUAGACUACGGCUGGCUGGUUAGCUACCCAAAGCCUAAGCACAACUAUGACAUCAGCCCAGGGGAGCGGCUGCAGCUGGAGGACAUGUGCACCAAAAUACAUCCCACCUACUGUGGGCCAGUCCUACUCAGAUUCCAGCAACUUAUUGCUGAAUAUGAGCCAGAGGUACAGGAAGUAGCCCGGCUCUUCCGCUCUGUCCUGCAGGAAGCCACUGAGAAAAUCAAAGAGGAAGAAGAGGCCAAGAAGCUUGCGAGGCAGUGGAACACAAAGCACAAAACCAGCCUGUCCCUAAUGACAUUUAAAUCCCGGGCCAGGAUUUCCCCAUUCAGCAGCAACAUCAAGACCAUUUCAGAAGACGUGGAGCGAGGCACUGAGCCAACCAGGAGAGUAUGGAGUAUGCCGGAGUUUAGGAGUGCCAAGGAUUACUGACUUUAUUAAUAACCAGAAUGAGAUUUGAGAGAGAGCUGGUUUGGUUUUUAAAGAAUAAGUUAACCAUUAUCUAGCCAUGUGUUAUUUCACCUUCAUCCCAGUUCUCUCUCUUUCUGUCUGCCUCUGACUGUCUCUCUCUUGGGAGCUGUGGUUAUAGUGACAGAUGGUAAUGCACAUAGUCUCUGUCACCUAUCAUGCUAGCUUUAGCUAUAAUUUAGUGGUUUACAGUAACUUGAUGGUCAAUGGUCAUUUCUUAUUUCAGUUUGAUUGUUUCUGCUCUUUGGAGAACAGUUUGGUGCAUGGGGCAUUACCAUCAUCCUCCCAGCCUUCUACAUGGCUGUCUGCAAAUGCAGUGCACCCGACCACGUGAGACUUGUAGCCCCAUUGAGUUAAAUGGGAUUACUCAUGUGAGCAUGCAUCAGUAAGGCUUGCAGGAUCUGACCCACCAAGUCAGGGUCCCUGAUUUAGCUGUCUGAGACAGACAUUAAACUCUAUUAAUCUGAGCGCUAUAGAGAAGCCUCCUACAUCAACACUGAUUCCAGCAUAUUUCUACUCAGCUUGAUUGUAAAAUAAUCUGUUGCUUCAUGCGAAAUAGAUGACAAACUUCCUAGACAUAGAGGGUCACAUUUUCCAGAGCAGCCGAUUUUUGCAUAGAAUUGUGGAUGCUCAGUUUUUUGCAUGUGCAGGUCAGUCAGAUGUCUACCUACCAGCUUUGCAGACACAUGCUGUCUGCAUGCAGUAACAUGGACUCUGGCACGUGUACAUACCGCACACAUACAAGGCUGUGCGUGCACAUUUGAGGAUCCAUUAAAAGCCUCUGAGCCCCCCUUAAUUUUCAUUUUUGUUGCAAGGAGAGAUUAGGUUAUAAACCCAAGUAUUAAAACCCAACUGGAUUAAAACUGUCUCAUAUUGAGACUCCCAGGCAAUUCCAGUAAGUGCUACAGCUCAUAUUCCAGUUAAUAAGUAGAUGCAUUGAAAUGAUUGGCAAGGCUGAUUCUGAAAGCAGAUUACUGGAGUAUAUGACCAGGGGAAAAAUCAGUAUUCACAUCUAGGGAUCUUUCUAUGUCCCAGAGUGUUAGAGGUCAUUCCAACAAAUUGCUGAUGUAAUUUAUUUCCACCGUAGGGAAAGAAUGUAGGUUCAUGUCAUAAUCUUUUUGUCCUGGAUAUCAAGAGGAGAGCUUUUCUGUGUAUAACCGGUUUAUGGCCAGUGAGGCAAUCAAUCUUUUCAGGGGGGAAAAAAAUCUCACAGACUAUAGCAAAACAGAGGUUCUGAAAUUGGCCCUUUGAAGAUGCAGGAAAAUGCCAUGGUAGAUUUCUGAGUGAGGCCCAACCUGCCAUCCUUAGGGAGAACUCCAAGUGGGAGGACUGGCUCUGCUGUCUGAAAAGCCUCUGAUUCUGCAUCAGUGCUAAAUCUUAACACCUAGGGGGCUCUUCAGCCAGUGGGAAAACUCACAGGGAAGGACAUAAGGUAAAGAGUCUCCCUGCAAGCUUUGCUUAGGGCAGUUUGAUCCCAGAUCAGCAUGCUGGAAGGAGGGUUUGCCCCACUCCUAGAACCUGCUCAUCACCAGAUAUUGGCUGGAGGUGAAGCUUAUUCACACAAGGGCCCUGUGUCACUGGACUCUCCAUUCACCCGCCAGCCCACACCCUGGCAGUGGGGUUUCCUACACUGGCACAUGGCUCCAGAACUCUUUCUCUAGGGUUGGCAGCACCCUAUGGGUGCCCUGGAGAAGGUAAUGCAGUCUCAGGCUAUGUUAACUCAGGUAGCUUUACCAUGACAACGCUCAUGCCCCUUGCUCAACCUCUCCCUGUACAAAUAGACACAGAACACUCAGACAUAGGUGAGAGGUUUUUCGCAGGAGUGGUGGGUGAAAUUCUGUGGCCUGCGUUGUGCAGUAGGUCAGACUAGAUGAUCAUAAUGGUCCCUUCUGACCUAAAUAUCUAUGAAAAAAAAAAAAAAAAAAGAACCUCGGACUGCCUCCUUAGGACCCCACUGGAGCACAGGGCAGGGGGGAUGGUGAGUGGAGUGGCCCUGUGUGUAGUGGCCCUUCCAUGGAUGAGUCCUGGGGAAACAAUCCACCCAUUAGCCUAUUAGGGCUACGCCAAACUAUUGAGCAAUUUAGGGUUAAAUUUACUCUUGGCACAAACAGGCACAGCUUCAGCCAGGUCCCUAGGGUCAUGCCUGCCGACAGCAAGGGCACAUUCGGCCCUUUAGCUGGCUUUAGUCAAUCUUUGAAAGGAACAAUUGAAACAGAAACCUAAAUUUUUCCCAGAGACUAAUUUGUAUUGUGAUAAUGUUAGUACCAGAAUAGCUUGUUUUGUUCA